Molecule: messenger RNA, 4557 nt
Organism: Symbiodinium natans
Lineage: Eukaryota; Dinophyceae; Suessiales; Symbiodiniaceae
Source: the annotation of a GenBank genome assembly
AUGGACGACAAGAAAAAGCUUAGCGUAUUUUCAAUGCUCAUAUAUGUCCUUUUGAUUGCCAGCGCGAUGAACUUCGUCUGGAAGUCAGGUGUGAUCGAGUCCAAGUACUUGGUGACCCGAGCCGUGGAAAACUGGGUGAGUAGUCACCACUUUCAGUUGGACCUCAAGAGGAAGUACUUCAGCGACAUCGACAGUAUAGAAGAUGUGCAGGAAUGGCUGCGCUAUGCCCUGCCGCGGAUCAUGGCGCCGGCGACACCACGGUCCAACUUCCCGCUCUAUGCGGUGCGGUUCUCUCUUCGGAAUGUUCAAGAGAUCAACAACACAGAGCCCCGCUUCCAGACACGAGCAGGUGUGACAUGGAAGGACAAAGUGGGCCUCGAGACCUCCUCGUCUUCAGUAGCUGCGCUGACUGAGGGAUACGAGAAUGACGAUACCAGCAGCUAUGGUGUGUACCGCGAGUUCGGCUUCAACUCACCCUUUGCUGUGCACCUCUUCCAACGCGACAUGAGCCAGGAGACGGACUUGGCCAGCAUUGCAAAUUUUAGCCUCGGUUUGCAGUGGUGUUCCAAAGAGUUUUCCAUUUGCUCCGGAGAGCUGCUAGGAACGCAGUCCAUUACCAAGUCGCAGUCAGUGGCGGAUGUGGUUGACGACUGCAAUUACCGGUGCGAAAAGAUGGAGCGGAAUGGCAAGCUUUGCUACUGCUGGACACGGACACAGUCGGAGUGCAAGUUCUACCACGUUCCCGUGAAGCAAAUGGUGGGCACGCCGCCGACUACGCCUUGCUGGAACCACUCGGCUGGCGAGAACGUCUAUCCGGCGCUCGAAGACGGCCACCUUGGCAGGACUGCCCACUUCCCCCUUCUGAAGCGCUUUGUGCACUCUUCGGAAAUCUGGCGGGGUGCGGAAGAUGGCCUUACUGGCUUUGCUGGGAGCAAAGGCUUCGUCUACAGCCUGUCCUUCAUUCCGCAAGAGCAAAUUGAUUUCCUGACGGCUUUGCAGCUGAACGUGUCCAAUGGUACUGUCAGGACGACAUACUCCACUCAGAACCUACUUUUCGCACAGCUGAAUGACUGGAUGCUGGGAGGAUUCCUGGGACCCACGGCAGGCUACCUCGUGGUUGAUUGGAUGAACUGGAAUGCAAACUUCGAAGUCGUCAGCUGGCUGGUUUUGAAGUUCAAGGCGGAGGCUUCAGGGCUGGUCACUGGCGAACGCAACAUCUACCACCUUGUGGUCAAGGAGGAUGACCUGGAAUCUGUGCGAGCCGACGAACACAGCCUGCUCUGGCCCGACUUUGACCUCUGGCAUGCCUUGUACAUCAUCCUCGUAAGAAGGCUUUCCUUGUCCUCUUUAUCUUUGCAAGAAGGGGGCUGCAGGUACGAGAUGAUUCUCACCGGGACGAAGUACUUCACUUCUGGCUGGGCAUUGAUGUCAAUCUGUGGCAUUGGGUUGCACAUCGCAACCAUUGCGCUGCGGUACCGCCACCACCAGUCGCUGAACUUCACCCUUGAGCUCGCUAAAACGGAUCCUGGCAAGCUCUACUCUCCCAACAUCAAGAUGUUCGAAGAAGAGGCUGUGGCCUGGUCAGAGUUUAUCAUCGUCGCCAGCAUCAUGAUGGUCUUCUUGCACGGCUGCUUGGUACAGUACCUGAGCGACCUGAUUCCGCGCGUGUCGGUGCUUGUGGACACGGUGAGUAGGUCCAUUACACCUGUGUUCUUCCUCGUGAUUAUCCUGGGCGACGUUUUCUUUGGCUUUGUGAUAUGGAGCAAUCUGCUGUUCGGAAAGAGCGUGCGAGACUUUUCGGACAUCGCGCUUUGUGCCAUUUCCCUGACGGAGAUGAUCUUUGGGCGCCUGUCUGUCGUGGAGGAGCUUCGCGAUGCCUUCCCACUGACCGGCUUUCUGUUCUACCUGACCUUCAUGAUUCUUUUCUUCUUCAUCUUGCAGUACCUGAGCAGAGCUGUGGUGUUCACCUCCUUCGAUGAUGCGAGCAAACAGGAUAAGGAACAGAAGGAGCUUGUUCUUCCAGACCUGGCCGGCGGCAACGAUCAGCUUUCCAAGCUUUGGAAGCGCCAGCUUGCGUGGGGCAAAAAGUUGUUGGGCAUCAACCGUGCGAGCAUUGCGGGCAAGGAUUUGCAGAUUUCUUAUGGCCCGUUUGUGCUGGCUCUGUACGUCACCUUCGUGAACCUGGUGCUUUGGGUCCCCGAAUCCAAUGACGUCGUGGAAUCGCUGACUUCGGCCUUGAAAGAGCCGACGUUCCGAAAGCUCUACCCGCUCUCUGGGGAGAUCGAGCGCGACAUGAGCUUUGACAGGAUCGAAUCGCCCGAGGAUGUGAUGCUGUGGAUGGCAAGUGGACUCCCCACCACCUUGUACAACUCCUCGACGGCCUUGCCAGGUGAGAACGAGUUGGAGACGUAUGCAGCGGCUACGCAGUACAAACAGGCCGUCAUCCGUGACUGGAACAUUCUUCUGGGCCAGACGCCGGUUCGAUUGUCCUUAAAGUACAAUAAGCUUUUGGAUGCACCCUUGCCGUCCGCAACUUCACGGCUGCCAGUGCCGCAGAAGUUUCGCGAUCCGAAUCAGGAUGUGACCGACAAAACGGCGGCCCAGCCAGAUGUUGGGGGUGCUGCGAUUUCUUCACACGCAGCUGAGUUUCACUGGGGUUCUGUCAAAUGUGCUGCGAACUCGACCGAGGAGGUCCACGACCUCCGGGCCCGCGCGAUGUUGGAGAAGUACUGUGGCAACUACACAACGUCCUACGGCUCCCAACAGGUACCCAAUGGCUUCACCUGCAUGCUGAGCGUGGACUCGCAUGCAACCCGUGACGCCUUGCGUGACAUGCAGCUGAAUGCCAUUGUGACAAAUCAAACGCAGCAAGUUGCCAUCGAUUUCGUUGCCUACAACGGCAACGUCGACAUCUUUUUCUAUGUCGCUAUUGUUUUUGAUUUCACUCUCAGUGGCUUCAUUGAGAAGGACAUCCUGGUGGAGACCAUCAAGCUGCCGGACAUCCAGAGCCCUCUCUUUGCCUUGCGCUUGUUUCUGGAGAUUGUCGUGAUUAUCUUCACCAUCUCCCGCUUGGCCCUGGCACUACGGGAAGUCUACAGGGCGACGCUGGCAGGAAUCCGAAAGGGCAAGGCCAGCAAGUUCGGUGAGCGGCUGUGGGUUGCCAUCCAGGUGAUUUCGUUCAGAGUGCUUGGUAAUCCCUUUGUCCUCCUCGACUUCCUCAGCGGCAUCACGACGAUCGUGACACUGGUGAUGUGGUAUUCCUUCGUCCUUUUGGACUUGACACAGGCUUUCUUCUUUCCAGAGACGCCUGUGUGGACGCCAGCCCAGUGUGUUUCGAUGGGGCUAUGCAGCGAUGCGGCUGUCAUUGCUAAGUUCUCUGCGGCUAGCGACCAGAUGAGGUCGUUCGCUCUCGUGUGUGCGGCCAACACCAUCUUCUUGUUUGUGUGCUCCCAAAAGUACUUGGAGGCUUAUCCCUACUGCAGGGUCAUUUCUAAUACGAUCAUCCGUGGUGCGGCUGACAUCUUCUGUUUCUUGGUCGUGAUGGUCGUGCUCCUCAUGGGCUAUGUGGCUAUGGGCCACACGAUCUUCGGAACCAUCAUGCAAGACUUUUCCACGGUUCAGCACUCGCUCAUCACCUGCUUCCAGAUGUUCCUUGGAACCUUCCGGAACUUUGAGGUUAUGCGGCAAGCAAACAGCUUUGCGUAUUAUUUCUAUUGGUACACCUACAUGGUCCUGUUCAGGUACGUUCUGGUGAACAUGUUCUUUGCAAUCAUUGCCAAACAUUUUGAGGUCGAGGACCGGGAAACGGAGGACAAGAUGCGGCAGGAGGUCGAGGCCCAGGCAGCCAGCGGAGAGGCGAAGCAAGGCUUCUUCAAGCAAUGCGUGCAAGUCUGCAAGUCUGGCGUCGCAAGCCUGAUUGGACGGGACAAGACCGACCACUACGAGGUGGACGAUGCCGAAAGCACGGCCGAAACCGGUAUGGAGCUGACCGAAGGAUUUGAUGAUGAUUCCAUGAGUGUUCCGCGAUCUCCGAGAACACCAAGGUCGCCGAUGAGGGGCGGCAUCGCUGACCUGCUUUCUACGGAAUCGCCUCCGGACUCAAGCUUCAUUACCGAGCAGACGGUUCAAGAAGAACACUGGCAGUAUCUGCCGGAGAAAACCAAGAAGUGGGCCAUCAUUACUGCCCAGGACAUCUACAGUUUCAUCGAGGAGAAGAGCAAGCUGCGAGAACAAGGCGAAAAGCACAACAAGGAGGUGUACGACAUCGACCGCAUCUUGGAAGACACGGAAGGCCAAAUCCAGGAGAAGGGGCUGGAGUUGGGCAAGGCGGCCGAGAAGGUCAAGCUCGAGCUGGGCCAGAGGGAGCUGAGAUCCUUAAAGGUCAUCCAUCAGGACCAGGAGAGCUUGGCCUGGUACAUCAUGAAGAGGGAGGUGGAGCUUAAGAAGCUCGAGGAGAACAAGUUGGUGAAGCAAGACCGCUACGAGAAGAUGGUGAAUGCGGCACAGAGCCUGGUCAGCGGCCAGGGAGAAGAGGAGGAAGAGGAGGGUGGCUACUAG